Messenger RNA from Drosophila erecta, 1193 nucleotides. It is a transcript of the gene HLH3B, whose product is annotated as class E basic helix-loop-helix protein 22. Bases 75 to 1193 code for a protein of 372 amino acids. Gene Ontology annotation, biological process: regulation of transcription by RNA polymerase II. NCBI's taxonomy places the organism in Eukaryota, Metazoa, Arthropoda, Insecta, Diptera, Drosophilidae. Gene Ontology annotation, molecular function: DNA-binding transcription factor activity, RNA polymerase II-specific; RNA polymerase II cis-regulatory region sequence-specific DNA binding; protein dimerization activity. The transcript is spliced from 2 exons. The record is from RefSeq and is a predicted model, not a curated record.
UCGACUGCUCACUUUGCUGCGGCGCUUCAGACGCAACAGAACGCACGUAUCCUCUGCUCCGGAGAAUCGGAGAGAUGGCCUGGCUACCGAGCAGCUCGAACGGAGCGGACAACGCGGACGAACGGAGCACGGCCUCGAGCGGAUCCUCUGGCCAUAGUCAGCCCAGUGAGUCACCGCGCUCCGGGCACCUGAAUGGUAACGGAGGCAUACGUGACUCCGCCGGCGGCAGGCAUCCGCCCGCCCUGCUCCGACAUGCCACGCCCCACUUGCAGCCCAAGACGGAGUCCGUCUCCGACGGAGACGGCGACGCGGAGCUCUCCGACUUCUCGUUGAACGACACGGAGGAGGACGAGGAGGACCUUCGCGACUACAUCGUUCUGAAUGGCAACCAGGCGGAUGGAAAUCGCUCACUGUCCAGUUCGCCGCGCAGUCACUCCCGCAACGGACUGCUGACGGCGCCGGCCAGCUCGGGAAGCUCAGUCGGCGGAAGCGGCGGUGGUGGAGGCACUGGCUCCGGCGGCAAUGCAUCCAGUGGCGGUGGAGCCACUGGCGGCGUGCGCAAGGUGUUUACCAACACAAGGGAGCGAUGGCGGCAGCAAAACGUGUCCGGCGCCUUUGCGGAGCUUCGCAAGCUGGUGCCCACGCAUCCGCCGGACAAGAAGCUGUCCAAGAACGAGAUCCUGCGCUCGGCCAUUAAGUAUAUCAAGCUGCUGACGGGCAUCCUCGAGUGGCAGCAGCGACAGGCGCCCUCGCAUUCGAUCAGGGCUCAACUGGAGCCGAACAACAACGACAAUAGAAUGGCCAACGGUCAUGCGGCGGACGUGGAGCUGGACAACCCAGAUGUGCCGCCUGUGCGGCACAUCAAGUGUGAACGCACCGACGGCCAGAUGCAGCGGAAUGGACACGGUCACGGACACGGACACGGAAACGGGAACACGGGCAACGACCUGCUUAUGAUUGCGCCGGGAGCCAUUGUCAAAAGCGAGCUCCUUCUGGAGUCACCACUGCCACUUGGACAUCCGCUGACCGGGCCACCCCUGCAGCUGGCCACUGCUCCGCUGUCCAUGGCGGAGACUCGGAUCAGCGGCACCGCAUCCGGCGUAAAGUCGGCCAGCGGGCGGAGCAGCAAGCGACGCCUCAAGCCGGAAGGUGGGGCCACCGAUCUCAGUCUGGGUAAACGCCGCAGGACGUAG